This is a messenger RNA of Dunckerocampus dactyliophorus (ringed pipefish), 445 nucleotides long. RefSeq names its product mitochondrial contact site and cristae organizing system subunit 10 (gene micos10). The transcript is spliced from 4 exons. Gene Ontology annotation, cellular component: mitochondrial inner membrane; MICOS complex; mitochondrion. NCBI's taxonomy places the organism in Eukaryota, Metazoa, Chordata, Actinopteri, Syngnathiformes, Syngnathidae. Bases 86 to 307 code for a protein of 73 amino acids. The record is from RefSeq and is a predicted model, not a curated record.
UUUCGUAUUUCCCAGUGCCAUUGGAAGCAGCACGAGAGUCAAACCAUUGACACAUCUAUUCUGCAUCAAGCUAAAAAGGCUCAGCAUGUCUGAGAAAGAGCUGGGGAAAAAGUGGGACCGAUGCCUGGCGGAUGGUGUUAUUAAGCUUGGCACGGGCCUGGGCUUAGGAAUUGUCUUUUCGGUCGUCUUCUUCAAACGGCACACAUGGCCCAUUACACUGGGUUCGGGAAUGGGGAUUGGCAUGGCUUAUGCCAACUGUCAGAAUGACCUGAGGUUACAUUACUGGCUGCAUAAAAAGGAUCAAUAGUCUCAAGGCAUGGAGGGAUUGUCUUUUUUUUAUUUUUUAAACAUCUUGAAUUGUUUGGCUUGUGUGGGAGUCAACAUUUGCGCUCAUCUCCUAUUGGACGCCGAUGUCCGCUUGUUGGACAAAGACUGUCUCCCAGUA